Molecule: messenger RNA, 2627 nt
Organism: Drosophila guanche
Lineage: Eukaryota; Metazoa; Arthropoda; Insecta; Diptera; Drosophilidae
Exons: 10
Coding region: 67-2256 (729 amino acids)
Source: RefSeq, a predicted model, not a curated record
UUGCCUUUUGGCCAGUUUUGCCAGCGGUUCGUGAAAAUCAGUGGCCCAAAAAAAAGAGUGCAGAAAAUGUCAAAUCUCAAGUGGUUCCUGGCGCUCGGCGUCCUGUGUGUUGUGCUCCAUCCACAAGGCGGCGGUGGCGCCUCGGCCGUUUUUUGGCCAUGUGAAAGCGAGGCGGACUGCACAGCUGACGGCUCCAGCUGCGAUUUGGGCAACGGCCAGUGUGAAUGCCCCAACUUUGAUGCGGUGCUGUCGGCGGACUUCACGCGAUGCCUGACGACGUCACACAUUGGUGACACAUGCGACGAGACCGUUCAAUGCAAUCUUAUGCCAACGGGAGCCAACUGUAAAGCCGGGGUCUGCGAUUGCGCCGAUGGCCAUAACUAUGUGCGUGGCAAGUGUAGGCCACUGAAUGUACUCGGCGAGUCCUGUGAUACGGACUUGGAUUGCUAUUUUGGCUACGAUCGCGCAUCGGUUAGCUGUCAGCAAAACGUUUGCGGCUGUGCAAAUGGCUAUUAUAAUAGAUAUGGAAACAUAUGUCGUCGCAAAUCAAUGGAAGAAAACGAUGCCUGCGUCGUUAAUGAGGACUGUGAUGCACUGGGCGCCGCUGCCGAGUGCGUGGGUCUAAUAUGCACCUAUGUGGAUGAAAUUGGCACAACAGCCGACCCCGGAGUGGGCACUACAGACAACACCAGCACCACGAACAACGACGACGACACCAGCACAACCCUCAACGACGACGACGACACAACCGAAGCAACCAACACAGAGACACCAACAGAGGAGCCCACGGCCGAGACCCCACUGUUUUUCCGGCGGCAGCUAACCAAGGCCUUUGUGCACGCUCCACCGCCACCAGUAGCCGCCCCCGCCGCCACCACCACACACGUCGAUGCCGCCGCUCAGGUCUCCUUCCCGCUGACCAAUGGCGAAACGGAGGCACUGCUCUCGCCACGCUCGCCACGCUCACACGAGAUUGCCGUGCAGACGAGCAUCGAGAAGUACGAGCUGCGCGAUCUCAAGGAGCUGGGACGCAGCGUGAGGCAUGUGGCCACAGCCACCGCCUCCACGAGCACGAGCAGCCGGAGUCGCAGUCGCAGUCGUCGCACCUCCAGCUACAAUUAUCGCCGCCAUUUGCCCGCACUCUUCCGCUUCGAUGAUGAGGAUAUCAAGACGUACUCCACGUUGGGCUCCAGCCGGGAUGAUGAGGAUGGCGAGGACAAGAAGUAUGGCAGCAGCUGCACGGAAAAUGGCAAGACCUGCACGGGUCUGCCCCACUCCAUCUGCAGCAGCAAGGUGUGCCUGUGCCGGCAGGGCUACUACGCGCGAAAUGGCAAAUGUUUUGCGGAGCUCGGCGAGAUAGCAGAGAGCACGGACGAGUGCGAGUACGAGUUCGAUGAGCUGUCCAAGUCCUGUGUAUGCCAAAAGAAUUACUUUUACGAGCACGAUCUGCGCAGUUGCAGGAAGCCUAUACAGUAUCAUCUCUCCUGCACAUCGAACAGUCAGUGCAGUCCGUUUGGUGCCUCCUUUUGCCACCCGGACAUACCCAGACGUUGCACCUGCGAGGAGUACGCUCUGUACGAUGCGAUCAAGCAGCUGUGCGAGUACAAGCAAGGCCUUGGGGGCGAAUGUGAUUCCAACGAUGCCUGCCCCAUCGAUAAUUCCGUGUGCUCCAAUCGGCUGUGUGUCUGCGCGGACAAUUACUUCGAGAAGGAUGAAACCUGCGUGCGUGGCAUUAAUGCUGAAUGCACCGAGGACGAUGAGUGUAUGCCGGACAAUACGGCCUGCACGAGCAAGGACUCCGAGGAGCAGACACGCUCCUGUCAGUGCCGCAAGGGCUACGUACACUUUAAGGAUCAGUGCCUCAAGGAAGCUGAGGAACUCGAGGAGGAAUGCAUUGAGGAUGAGCAGUGCAAGCCGCUGCUGGCCAGCUGCAGCACCGAGGGCAAGUGCGCCUGUUCCGAUGAGCUGCACGAGAAGAAUGGCAUCUGUGAAGUAAAGCGAGAACUGGGUGAAUCCUGCACGAAGGCCACCGAAUGUCACGUGGAAAAGGAUCCCGAGAAUGUUGAAUGCCGCAACUCUGUCUGCCAGUGCAAAUUUGGUUUUCAAACAAACACCGAGCAGAAGCAAUGCAUACGCGUCAUGCCCAAUAAGAAAAAUUCUUCCGGUAGACCCAGCGCUCUCAAAAUCAUCACCUUUAUGCUGAUAGGCUCCGCUUUCCUCAUAACCAGUGCGGCCAUUAAGCAGGCUUACUACUGACCAAGGACAGAUCCCAGAAGGAACUUGCGAGCUGCUCCUUCUUCCGCUUGAAUCGAAGGAAAGUUGUGGUGGCAGCUGCCAGUAUUAGCCAAUUCAACUGGCAUGGAUUGAGGUCCGUGGCCAAUCAUUGUAGUGUCCGUUAGUCUUUAAGCUGUUAUUUAGGAGAAUUCGAAGCAAUAAUUGGGGUACGAACGGUGGAACACUGGUGGAACUCUCGCGCUUAUACCAUACCCAUACGUAGCAUAAAUACAAAUAAACAAUAACUACAAAUUAGCCAUAAGUUUCAAGUCUCAACAGACAGCUUUAACCAAAUUGUAAAAUACAAACACAAUAAACUAAGGCCAAUGGAUAAGUUCUUGUUAAAAGCAGAA